AUGUUUUCACAAGAUAUUCUUUUUAUUUUCACGAAGUACGCACCUUGUCUACGCAAUAGGGUCUUGUUCCCUCAUGGCACAGACCGUUGCCCCGGAUUUGGGAGAUCAACUCUACCGUACCACGUUGCGUUUCCUCUAAAGAUAGUAGCGCAUUUCGUAAAAUGA
Molecule: messenger RNA, 165 nt
Organism: Chondrus crispus (carragheen)
Lineage: Eukaryota; Rhodophyta; Florideophyceae; Gigartinales; Gigartinaceae
Exons: 1
Coding region: 1-165 (54 amino acids)
Source: RefSeq, a predicted model, not a curated record